Caenorhabditis briggsae is the source of this 348-nucleotide messenger RNA. The transcript is spliced from 3 exons. NCBI's taxonomy places the organism in Eukaryota, Metazoa, Nematoda, Chromadorea, Rhabditida, Rhabditidae. The record is from RefSeq and is a predicted model, not a curated record. Bases 1 to 348 code for a protein of 115 amino acids.
AUGUUUUCUACAAAAUCUGUUUUUUUCCUCGUCCUUCUCCCAGUUGUCGCUUAUUGCUAUAAGUGUGCAGUAUCUGACAGCGCCACUGACAACGGUGUCUCAGAUUGCUCAUCGUCUAACUUCUGUGUCACCAUGGAAGAGUACAAUGCCAAUGGAGACUGGGUCAAGGAAGUCAGACAAUGCGACCAUAUAAAUUGCCGAUCCAACGGAAAGCGCAGCGUCUACAACCCAGCUGGACUUACUACCACAACCUAUGAUUGCUGUACUGGAGACUACUGUAACAGUGCUACAAGCAAAGGACUUAUUGCUCUCCCUGUCCUAAUUUUGUCCUAUGUUCUUUUCAAGUGA